AUGUUUGAGUUUCAACAGAAAUCCCAGGCACGUAUUGCCAUAGUCGGUGGCGGGGUAUCUGGGAUUGCAUGCGCUUGGGGACUACGACAUACGGAUCAUGAAGUGCAUCUAUAUGAAGCUGAUACACAGAUUGGCGGCCAUGCACACUCUUUCACAUUUGAGAAGAAUGGGAAUAAGGUCACCGUGGACACAGGCUUUAUUGUGAUGCAGGAGGAUAUGUAUCCAACUCUCACUACCUUCCUGAAAGAGUUGAAUGUCGCGACGAUAGCAACAGACAUGUCAACCAGCGUUUCGGAAGAAGAUGGACCCGUGGCAUGGGGCAGCACAUCUAUCUGGAAUUUUAUUGGCAGCUGGUCUCGACUAUGUAGCCCAUGGUUCUGGCGGCUGAUGUUUGAUAUCCUUAGGUUCAACUUCUUUGCGACAGAUAUAUUUGCUGAAAAAUCCAACAAAUCUCGACUCGAUGAACCUGACAAAAAUGAGAAGCUAGAGUCCAUCGGGGAAUACUUGGAUCGCCACGGAUAUUCAGAGCAAUUCAAGCGAUACUACCUGAUAGCUGAUGUCGCUGCUAUCUGGUGCAUGUCGACCGCAGAUGUGUUCGAGGAUUACCCUGCGGAAGCCCUAAUUCACUUCAUGUCAACCCACCGACUUCUGAAUACAGUUACGGAGAGCCUAAAAUGGGGAACUGUAAAGAAUGGCUCAAAAUCAUACGUGGAUGCCUUCUUACAAACUAUGCCCGAGAAGCACCACUGUCACCUGGAAACAAAAAUCCGCCGUGUACAACGUGAACCCGAUAACUCAGUGUCUAUUGUCUUCAUGGACGGCUCUGUUGAGAACUUCGAUCAUUUGGUCUUCGCUGUACAUGCCAAUCAAGCACUGAAUUUGUUGGGAGAACAGGCAACUGCUCUUGAAAAAGAGAUACUUGGUGCUUUUCGUACAAGCAAAAAUGACAUCGUGUUGCAUCUUGAUCCCACAGUCCUACCGGCCUCUAAAUCGGCUCACGCGGCUUGGAAUUGCGUAAUACCAAGCACGCAAGACAACCAGUCGCGCGAAAACUACUCUAGACGACAAAUCUGCGUACACAACGACAUGAACCGAUUGCAAUCAAUCCCUUGGCCCGGACAACCUAACAGUCCCGGUCGUGUCUUGGUUACUUUGAACCCUCUUCGGCGCCCCGAUUCAAUCCAGUGCCAGCGGACCUAUUACCUUCCUAUCAUAUCCUCCGCAAGUGUCAAGGCAGCACGCAAGCUGCAUCUACUCAAUGAGGCAGACAAUAUCAGCUUUGCGGGUGCUUGGAUGGGUUACGCGUUCCAUGAAGAUGGUUUCAGUGCUGGAUUGGCAGUCGCAAAGAAGAUACUUACAGGCACUUACGAAAAUCCAACGCGGUUUAGGUAUGGAGAAGAUCUCAAAGAGUCGACACAACCGCUGUCUUUGAAGAUUAGACUGCUUCGACUUGCCAUUGGCACUGUACAAUUUGGGAUUGCGAGCAUGGAGUGGUUACAUCGUGGGCGGAUUUCCAAGAAAUUGGACUGA
This is a messenger RNA of Talaromyces marneffei, 1530 nucleotides long. RefSeq lists its product as uncharacterized. The record is from RefSeq and is a predicted model, not a curated record. The transcript has 4 exons. NCBI's taxonomy places the organism in Eukaryota, Fungi, Ascomycota, Eurotiomycetes, Eurotiales, Trichocomaceae. Bases 1 to 1530 code for a protein of 509 amino acids. Gene Ontology annotation, molecular function: oxidoreductase activity.